Messenger RNA from Culex quinquefasciatus (southern house mosquito), 5315 nucleotides. RefSeq lists its product as uncharacterized. Lineage: Eukaryota; Metazoa; Arthropoda; Insecta; Diptera; Culicidae. The record is from RefSeq and is a predicted model, not a curated record.
UAGACUACGUACGCGUUCGUACGGUCACUCGGAAUAGCUCACUUUGCGUCAGUUUUGCGGUGUAAUUUGCUUAGUUUUGUUUUUGUUCAGUGGACUUGUCGUGGUUCCGGAUUGUUAAGGCUUUUUAGGGAAAUUUACUUAGUUUCGUGCAAUUUGUGAGAAAAAGUGAAAAACAGAGUGAGCUAAACCAAAACAAAAAAGGGAGGAAAAUCGGCAGCAUAAGAAAAUAUUAAACACAGCAAACAAAAACCGGCCUGUUUCAAGAUUGAUUGCACUUUCCACGCGGUGGUGGCGCUGUUGCGGUAAAAGUGGUGACAUUUAUUGCGGGCUAGUUGUUUUUAUUUUCGUCAGUUGCUGCAGCAGUGAUGCUGGUUACACUUGAGUAUUUUUUUUUGUAACGCAUGGAAGAACAUCAAAGUGGACUAGCUAUGGUGGUGAAGCGCGAUUUUUGAAGAAGAAAAUCGAAACCGUUCGCCGCCCGAUCCCGUAUUGAUUUGGGGCAAGUGCAGUGCGGAAAAUUAGGUGAAAUACCUCAGAGUGAAACAAGAAUGUUAUUGGGCUGCAAGAUAACAGAAAACUUGUUGGAAGAUAUUCGUUUAAGUUUGAAAGAUGUAAAAUUCCAGAAAAAGUGACAAAUCUCAACAGAAGUGCUUUUCGUAACAUUGAUAAGCGAAGGUUCGUCGCUUAACGCUCCCUCGCAAGCGUUAAGGUCUUUUGUGCAAAAGCUCGUGAAAUCCGAGUAGCAUUCAAAAGCAAAACAGGUUGUCACUCUUUCUCUGUGACGGCGACAACAACAACAACAACCGCGAGCUGAAUUGCAUGGAGCUUGUACUGGAUUGACAAGGCUGGAGGAUUAAGGAAAGAUCACUGCCCAUCUCCCAACGGCAUCUAGGUCACCAGCAUUCAAAGCACCACCAACAUUGAACUUGAAUUAAUCCGGCGGCGGCCAUCCGAACCGAUCGAAGAGCUCUCUUUCCACUCCCCAUUAAUGAUCCGGUAAUUUGAUUGUUUUCAUCUCACUCACUACGCUAAUCGAACUUGCAUCACACGGCUGCUGAUAUUACCUGGAUCUUCAGCAGCACACCUUUCGGCCACGAUUUGACCUCGCAAACGUGAAAACAUCGUCCGAAAAUACGAAAAUAAAAGGAGCAAAUUAGCACGAUACACGCAGGCUGGAAAAACUUGCCGAUUUUCCUAGCCCACCGGCGCCAGAUGCCGGGCGGGAAAUCGAGCAAAACCUAAUGGGAACAACCGCCGGAAGAGUGAGGGGAAUCUUCGGCUGCUGGUGAACCGUUAAAUUGCGAGCCAAUUUGCCGGAUUGGUUCGAUUCGAUAGCAACUCGAUCGGAAAACAAACCAACCCGUGAGAUUCAAUCGCGCGCGUGAAUUGAUUUGGGAGUGUGCGAGUGUUUGUGUUUCGUGUGAUGUUUUUACUGGCCCGGAAAAAAUAUGUGUGAACGUGACCCAAUUACGACCGUGGCCGCGCCCCCCUCGGCCACAUUCCAGGCUGUUUGCUCAGGAAAUUGACCAUCCCAAAAAUCUACAGCGAAAAAUGAAUCACCUUGCCCACCACAAGUGAAAACAGUGCCAAGUGACUUGAACGCCAUGCCGUGCGCCGCAAGUGACGAACCCGAAAAUGUGAGGUGCUGCUGGGGGCAAAAUCGCGUGUGACAAUUACCAGAAUCAACCAAAGGAAAACAACAUAAGAGUGUGUCAAAGUGUGACAAAGAGCAUGGUGACGUACAACAUGGACGGGCACCACCAUCCGCAGCGCAUGAGCCGACCGCGGCGCGGUUCCAGCGUGUCGUCCGGCUUCCGGUUGCUGGACGCGGACCAGCUGGACGCGAUGUCCAGCGUGAGCCGCAACUCGAUCUGCAAGCUGCGCAUCGACGCCAUGUUUGACGAUACGAGAUCGAUCCUCAGCCAACGGCUCGACGAUCGUAGCUCGGUAAACUUGGGCCCGCCCGGCCCCGGAGGUCGCCGUCGAUCGUCCUCGAUCCAUGGCGCCGGAUCGAUCAGUGGCGUCAGCCGAAUCGGCGGCGGUGGCGGCGCUGCCAUCAUCAACGAUCGGGACAACCUGGACAUUAGCGGGGUCGCGAACAACCUGCGCGGUCCCGGCAGUGGUACCAGCAGUCGCGGCUCCACGAGCAACAUCGUCCAGGCGCAGAUCGAGCGGAUGUUCAACGAUGUGGCCAAAGAGCACGGGGAUGGGCCGGCGGCAGCGGCCGCGGCUCCGUCCGUCAACGGGCAGACCUUUCAGGUGCGAUGCCUGGGCUCGCUGCCGCUGAAGGACAAGGUGACCAGCCUGGUGGGUCUGCAGGAGCCGCUGUGGCAGCUGUACCUGAGCGGGGCAGGACAUGGGCACCAAAACGCCGGCACGUUGGACAUCAGCACGAUCGGGCUGCGCGUCAAGGCCGCCAACGGACGAGAACCACUCGUGACGCCCUUCCCGAACAUCGCCGUCUGGUCGGCGGUCAAGUUCGUGGUGUCCUCGUCGGAGGGCGGGGCCGCGUUCCUGCCGCUCAUCACCGACCCGGAGAACAUCGACAAGCGGGCGCUUUUUCGACCACUAAGCAGCGCCGCGGACAAGCGUAGACUGUCUUCGGGACUGCACUCGCCGCUGUUCGCCAUCGUCAUGCGCUCCAGCAACACUCCCCGACUGCUCGAGUGCCACGGGUUCGUGUGUCAAACGCCGGAGGAUGCCAUCGUGAUUGCCGCGACCCUGUACCAGAGCCUGAUGGCCCACAUGGGCAGUGAAGAGAACCCACGCUCUCGGAGGCCCAAAAACCGUAACGGCGUCAGCUGCAUGAGCAUCGCAAGCAGUGUGGCGACCACCAACAUCCAUCUGCAGCACCACCCGGGAUCCGAGACCAAGCUGUCCUCGCGGAGGUCUAGCGCCAGCCAGCGCAGUAUGUUGCCACCGCCGCCGAGACCGCCGCGCAAGACCAAACGAACUGCGACCAGUUCGUUGAGCGGCGAAAGUGACACCAUGACCGGAGCCAACGAGGAAACCUCCACCGAGGAGCGCAAGAAGCGCUCGCCCAAGGGCAAACGACCGCCGCCGAUUCCGGUGAAUCCACCGCGUGCGGUGUCCAACCGGCCCUCGCUGGACGAAAUCUACUCCGAUCGGAGUCACUCGAACGAGGACGACACACUGCGGUCCAAAAGUGACGCUGGCGGUGCCGGCGCCGAAGGCAACUAUCCGGCCCUCUCGGAGAACUCCGCCGGGGACAUCCUGACGCGAGUGGCCAUCCCGCGCUCUGGGAGCUUCCUGAACACGGCCGGCCUCACACGGUACAAUCGCGCUACGCGCCGUCACACGGGCAAGGUGGGCGGCGGGGGCGGAUCGCCGCUCGGGUUCAGCGAACUGUUCAAUGAGUUCCGGCUGCAGGAGAACCUGCACUCGCUCGAUGACAUCCUCAAUGCCAUAAUCAACUCGGACGGUAUGUCGUUCAACGAUCUGAAGCCGAUCUACAAGGAGUUUCUGCUCAAGCUGGCCGUCACGCUAACCAAGGACGAGCUGUACCAGCGCUCCAAGAGCAUCAUGCGGCGCCAGAAGAAGAAGAAGCUCAAGCGGAAGAACAGCAACGCGCAGAACCAACGCCGCAAGCUGCUGAUCGGCGCCAAGGGCCUCAAGAAGGUGUUUCGCUUCGGUAGGUUUCGGAAGCAAAAGUCCCUCGAGCGAUCGGACAGCGGGGCCAGCGGCAGCGCCAGCCACGGCGAGCACAACUCCAGCUUCAUCGACGACGGCGAAUCCACGGCGGGACGCAAGCCCGGCAAGCAGCUCGGAUCGUCCGCGGACCAGCUAUCACUGGAUCUUAAGACGUCCGAUAAGAAGGAUCGAUCAAGAAUUGGAACUAGCGGUUCAGAGGUUUCAGAGGCUCGACAUGAGCAUACACUGACGGCCCACCACAACCGGAACAGCUCGAGCGGAUAUGUAUCAUGCUCGGAGUGCAGCUACGAUUCGGACGCGUGCACGUGCACGUCUGCUGAUCGGUGCUACUGUAGCCUGGGAGGAGACGACAUCAACGCGAAGCUGAACGAAGCCAGCAACAGGAACUCGUUGCCGAGCUGCAAGAGUGACGACAAGUGCUACUGCUCGAUGGGAGAAACGCAAGCUGAGGAGGAAGGAUCGACGACCUGGUGCGAUACGGACAGCUGCGCGAGCCACGAGAAAUGCUACUGCGCUCCCCGGCCUGGUCAGGUGCAAAAGUGCGCUACAAAAAGCGCGACUUCGAAGAAGAAUGCCGACAAACUCGGUCUGGACUACGAACUGUUCACCGUUGGAGGUGGAGGCCGUCCAGUGAAUGCAUCGGAAGCACUGAGCGUGAAGAAAACCGUCGAAGUAGCGGCCGUCUUUGCCGAUGUCAAGCUAAGCCAGACGACCGACAUCACGGACAUGAAGAACGAGCAGCAGCAGCAAGCGAAGCAGGACGCAGCCGCGAAGAAGCACGCAGCCAAGAGCGACCACCACGGACACAACCAUCACCACACGCACAACGGUAGCAGCAACCACCACCGAAGACACGCUGGUGACGAGAAACACCUGAAGAAGCCCGUCCACAAGCUGCUCAACAAGAAAGCGCUGGCGGAGCCAACGAUCAACGAGUACCACUACAUCCAGUCGUCCCAGGCGGACGUGGCCACCCGGAAGCAACUGGGCGAGAAAAAGUCCUCCAGGCGGUCGUCCAAACCGGAAAGCUACUACCAGGCGUUGGCCCCACGGGCCACCUCCGGUGGCUCCUCCAUGGGUCUCGAGGAUUCCCUCGGAUAUCUUCCCUAAACCAGGGUACUCGUAACAGUGUAGCUUCUAGAGUUAAUGUUUUAAGCAACGCUUGUAUUCACGCCGAUCACGUUUUUCCUCGGAGUAAACCCAACCAAGGGUGCGUAAGCGACCCACAGGGCAUGGUUUACUCCCAGAGAAGAAUUCGCUUGCCCUAGGUUAAGUUACAUUUCCGUUCUUAUGUUUUUCGAAUCACUACAAACAGAAGCAUUUAUUUUUCGAUGUUGAUACAAAUUGGGUGGUAGUCGUAACUCUUUGUACAUGUAAAAACUAUCCGUAGCUUUAAGGAAAAAACGACGCGCAAUGGGGCUGCAAAAUCGUCCAAUUUUGGGAAAAGCUAGCGUUAACAUCUACGAAUCUAUCAAAAGUCCUUGCAAUACAAUACGCAAACAAUUGAAUAAAGUGAAGGAGCUAUUACACUACGGCAAACAAACAAACAAACUGGAACUUUGUGACAGUUUGCCAGUUUGACUGCUUUGUUUGUUUGCCUGAAUUUGUUGUGUACAAACGUUAGCCUGCAUACAUUUUGUCUU